CAUGAUUAUUAAAUACAUUAAUACAUAUUGUAUCAUGAAACUACAACAUGUAUUUUGUUAUCUGCAGCGAAUGCAAAGUUUAAACAAGAAACUCACAGUAAACUGUUUCUCUAUUUUGAUAGACAAUUAUAUAUAGGUAAUUGUCCAUUUUUUGCGUUUGUAUAUUGUUCCCCCUGAAUGCUACAUUCAUUACCAUGAGCGAAGAAAAUCAAAAUUUGGAUGAGGAAUUGAAAAUUGUUGUUAAGAAAAAUGUAUUUUAUGUUUCUAAAAAGUUCAUCUGUUCAGUUGUGCCUUACUUUGAGAAGAUGUUUUGCUGUGAUUUGCUGGAAUCAAAGGAAAACAAAGUGGUGCUUGAUUUUGAUGAAGAAGUCUUCAAUAUAAUUCUUACCUGGGUUCACUCUGGUUUACUCAUUGUUCAAAUGGAGAAUGUGAUAAAGUGUUACAAUCUAGCUGAUUACUUGAUGAUAGAUGAAACUUUGAUUAGACCUUGUAAUUCUUAUUUUCAUGAAAAGUUCACCAUUGAACAUCUUCCAGUUGUUUUACCUCAAGUUACAAAAGUUUCCAAGUUGAUCAAUUCAGAGGCUAUUGACUACUUUAUCUGUCGCCAUUUCUUGAAGAUUAUUAACACAAAUGUUUUUUUGGAUUAUCCAGUUGAGACAGUUGAAUAUAUUCUCAAAUUAAAUUUGAUGAUUUACUCUGAAUAUCAAGUUUUUGAAUCUAUCAUGAAAUGGGUGAGUAAAGAAUAUUCAAGAAAAGAAUUACUUCCACAGCUAUUGAAUUGUGUGCGUUGGUCUUUCCUGGAUCAUGUUGAUGUAACUAAAAUAAAGGGUAGACUUGAUGGCUUAAUCAAAGGCUUGUCAAAUCUGGAUUCAAUUAUCUCUUCUGAUUGUGAAUAUGGAUUAAAUCGUAGCAAGCAAACCUUCUUCGUCUCCAUCCAGAAGCUAAAUGAUGCAAAGUUACGGCUAAACGUAUUUGAUAAUGAAUUAUCUUGUUUUCCAGUUGGUGAUUUCACUCAAGAUAAUACAAUGACACUUGAUUUUUUUCAUGGAGAAAACAUUUCAGAUAUUUUAUUUGAUUCUGAGAAAAAAGCCAUCCGAAUAGAUUGGAGUAAAAAGACAUUUCGAUGGCUUGACUCAAAAGUUAACACUAUCAAUUACAGUAAAUUGCAUCACACCAUCAUCCAGUUUUUCAAUCUUAGCCGUUUUAGCUGCUAUUUGGAAGCAACAGGUAGUAACCCGUCUUCACCAAUUAGCAUGGAAGAGAAUUUGCUACUUGAAUCUGUUGACCAAUAUAUUGUGAUUGGUAAAAUUAAAGACGAUAAAAGAUGGUAUGGUCAAUUUCCAGUUAUUCAUCACAGUUGGUUCACACAUUAUGAUAAUCAGCGUACUUUACAUGUCACUGUUUUGGACAAGGUUGUUUAUAUAUUGACGAGAGGACUCGAAUUUAUUCAAUUCGAUUACGAAGCUAAAUGUUUCAAUAAAAGUGAACCAUUCAAAGACCAAAAGUGGGAUUUCAACGAUUUAAUCUUAACUUCUCACCAAUCAAAGGACGACAAAGUUAUUUUGAUCAAUAAAUCAUCAGGAAAAAUGUAUGUUUACCUCAUAAAUCAGAAGAAAUGGAUCGAAAAAUAUCGAAUCAACAUUGUAAACUUUGGCUCCAGCAAUUCCAAUGUAAAUUCGAAUGAGCUGAUUGCCUUCACUUCAACGUUUUUACAGAUGAAAAAUAUCAAACCUUUGUAUAGAAGAAUUUUUACUUGACUAUAAACUAUGUGUGUUAUUCAUCAGAACUAAAAUAAAGAAAGUGAAUCGUGUAAAUUUUUCAA
This is a messenger RNA of Tetranychus urticae (two-spotted spider mite), 1822 nucleotides long. RefSeq lists its product as uncharacterized. Lineage: Eukaryota; Metazoa; Arthropoda; Arachnida; Trombidiformes; Tetranychidae. Gene Ontology annotation, molecular function: protein binding. The record is from RefSeq and is a predicted model, not a curated record.